GUGCACAAUAUAAAAUGCGCCUCUUUUUUUUGAUGGUUGUCAGACGAUUGAAAGUCAUUCAAUAUUUGCCAUCGUUUUAUCGUUUGUAAUUAUUAAUUUUUAUUAUCAAUUGAUCAUGUCACGUUUUAGUUGUGUGGAAAGUGCACCACCGGUUGCCAUAUUUGCAUUGUCCAAAGCAUAUCGUGAAGAUCCACAUCCGAAAAAAGUCGAUCUUGGCAUUGGAGCUUACCGGACGAACGAAGCAAAACCCUGGGUAUUGCCGGUCGUGCGGAAAGCAGAAGAUGCUAUUUUCAAGGACGAAAACUUAAACCAUGAAUACCUAGGUCAAUUGGGAAUGGAAUCGUUUACUCAGCUCGCAACUAAGAUGUUGUUGGGCGAAGACAGUCCAGCAUUAAAAGAACAACGAGCAUUCGGUGUUCAAUCGCUUUCCGGUACUGGAGCGUUACGAAUCGGAUCAGAAUUUCUGAAAAAAUGCGCUGGCUUCCAGACAGUGUAUGUGUCGAAACCUUCAUGGCCAAAUCAUCAUUUGGUGCUAAAAAAUGCCGGUUUUACUGAUGUCCGUACAUAUCGCUACUGGGAUGGAAAAAAUCGUUCUCUUGAUUUUGACGGCAUGUUAGAGGAUCUGAUUCUGGCACCUGAAGAUUCAGUAGUUAUAUUACAUGUUUGCGCUCAUAAUCCAACCGGUGUAGAUCCGACUGUAGAACAAUGGAAUGAAAUAGCCAACGUGAUUGAAAAGAAACGUUUGUUUACUUUUUUCGAUUGUGCUUAUCAAGGAUUUGCAUCUGGUGAUCUAGUUAAGGAUAGCUAUUCAGUCCGGUAUUUUGUCUCUCGAGGAUUCGAAUUUCUUUGUGCUCAAUCGUUUGCCAAAAAUUUUGGUCUUUACUGUCAACGUAUCGGCAAUUUGACAUUCGUUGCAAAAAACGCUGAUGUAUUGACUAACGUUAAAGCCCAGAUGGCUCUAAUUGUUCGCGGUAAUUAUUCAAAUCCACCGGCACAUGGUGCUCGAAUCGUAUCACAUGUAUUAGGCGAUAGUCAACUAAAUCAAGAAUGGCAUGAUUGUAUCAAAUUAAUGUCCGGUCGAAUCAUUCAAAUGCGUAAAGCAUUACGCGACAAACUUGAAGAAUUGAAAACACCCGGCGAUUGGUCGCACAUUACCUCACAAAUUGGAAUGUUCACUUACACUGGUUUAACACCGAACCAGGUUCGACACCUUAUUGAUGACUAUCAUAUCUACCUUCCUAAUGAUGGUCGUAUUAGUAUUUGUGGUCUGAAUACGAAUAAUGUAGAAUAUGUAGCUCAGGCUUUUAAUGAUGUGGUCAUUAAAUAUCCAGAAAAUAAUUAAUAUUCAAUUGAUCGCUGUAGUGUGUUUUGCAUGCAUAUUGAUUAUAUUUUAUUUU
Molecule: messenger RNA, 1397 nt
Organism: Dermatophagoides pteronyssinus (European house dust mite)
Lineage: Eukaryota; Metazoa; Arthropoda; Arachnida; Sarcoptiformes; Pyroglyphidae
Gene: Got1
Product: Glutamate oxaloacetate transaminase 1
Biological process (GO): L-aspartate biosynthetic process
Cellular component (GO): cytosol
Molecular function (GO): pyridoxal phosphate binding; L-aspartate:2-oxoglutarate transaminase activity
Source: RefSeq, a predicted model, not a curated record